AUGGAAGACAUCAUCACAUUGAACUUGGGAGGAUUUCCCAAGGAUGUGUUGGACUUCCAGGAGUCGUCCAUCUACCUCCAACAGCUUCUCUUCAUUGACUACCAGCUCCAACUCUUGAUCCAGAAUGAGUUUUCUGGCAAGCAAUUCGUCUCUGCAGGCCACUUUGAGCUCCAGGGAGUCUCCCAGCCAAGAGAGAAGUUGCUCCAGUUGAUCAAUUACGUCACCAAUGUCAACGGCACUUACAGUGAGGAAUACAAGACGGUGGUCGAGAAGUUCUACUUCAAUAUCAUCAUGGCCCACUUGUUCUACUUGAACUCCCAGCUUGAUGAAAUGGCAUACCAGCUCGACCUCAUCCACGCAUCAGCAUUAACCCCCUCCACCAGCCAGCCGUACAAUGAAUUUAUCGAGUUUUUGAUUUGCAGAUACCAUGUCGUUGGCUCAUAUGCCAGCAAUUCCUCAAGCAAAUUGAUUGACUACUUGGUAUGGUACAGAAAGCCUUUCAAGAAAUCGCAAAUUACAGCUAAUAACUGGCUCGAUCUAUUGUACUUGAGAUUGACUACUCUUUUGACCCACGAUGGAACUGGAAAGUUAUCAUUCCACGACAUCCAGUCAUUGAAUUUCGCAAGAAACUCCAUUGCGGUCAUAGGCUAUGCCAACUACUUGGUAAAGACCAGUGUCCUUUCAUUAUCGUCUAACCAUAUCGUCGAUUCUUUCAAGUCAGAGUACUCGGCGUACUUGACUUCGUCGAUCAACCUGAAGAUAGCAAACAAGUUGGAAUUUCCAAAGUCUGAUGAAUCUUCUAAAACACCAUCCCAACUUAAUGACUUCAUCUACAACCUCUAUGAAACCUUAAACCAGGUCCCCUUCAAUUACACUAUCAUUAAGCCAUCCUUGACGAAGAAGUUUUUGAUUAACUCGACACUCAAAACCUAUCAAAGUCAAACGGUUUUGAUUAAUCUUAUAAAGGUAUUGGGUGAAUUGGAAGAAUAUGACGAAGCACUUGCAGCUUUUAAGACAUUAAGAGAUUAUAUUGAGGCUGAUUUAAAACAACAUGAAGGCAAUUUCGAUGACAUCCUUCAGAUCAUUGAUAUUUACUCCACAUGCCUCAUUAAGUUCAACCCUUUGAACACCAACAGGACCAAGGGUUUCAAAUACACUUCCGAAGACAAAGUCUUGGUUCUCUUGGAUGAGUACGCCAAGGAACUACUCAUCUACUUGGACGUAGUCAGAGACUCAGUUGGUUUGACAUACGAUGAAACCCACGAUACCGAAUCUUUCAAAGGUGGACAGAAGGUGGAGCCAAGUAGUGGGCUUUUAUCCUUUUUGUUCAAAAAGUACAACGUCAACAUCUUGCUCUCGGACCAUUCCCACUUUAUUGAGUUGGUUUCCCAAGCAUGGUUUAGUUUGGGCUACUACCACUACUACUUGACUAUAAACAAGUCUUCAACCUAUCCCCUACUCGAGGCCCAUAAGAUGAAGGUCAUCAAGUACUACAAAAACAGUUUAAUUGUGAACUCCACUGGUAACCCUGAAUACUUGUUCAACUAUGCCUUAUCGUUAUCUUUUGAUGGACACUUGAAGGAAGCUUUAAAAUUGUGCAAAUUUAUUUUGAAGAAAUAUCCGGAGUCUUUCAAAACGUGGAAUUUGAUGGUUUUGUUGUUGACAUCUUUCGAAGCUAAUGAUCCAGAUUUUGUCAAGUCCGAUAAGCAAAAUGCUUCAAAUGGGUACUCUAAUGGUACACAUGAAGCCAUUGGUACCUUGAAUGGAAAUGGAGCUUCUAAUGGUAAAAUUUCCGAGAGCCAAGCCCCACUCAAAGAAUCCGAAAAAUUUAUAAAUAAUGCCCUUAAUAUCGCAGGAUUAUUUAUUGCCAAGCAUCAUCAAAGAGACGUCAAGUUAACUACCGAAGCCAAAUAUGAAAUACUUCAGUUGAAAUUGACUCAAUUGGCAGUUUGGGAAUCGAUUUAUGGAGUCCAGUAUAUCUUGGAAUUUCUUUCGGAAGUCUUCAUGCUUUUUCAUGAGCUUUUCACAGUUGAUCAUACACAGCCAAAAGAACCAACCAGGACUUUAAUUCCAGUUGCUCAUGAUUCAAAGUGGUCGCAUCGUCCAAGUUUCAUUGACCCAAAAAUCGAGCCUCCUCAUGCCAAUGGUUCUUCCAAACCUAAGGAUCUCACGAGAAGACUUUCCAGAAUGGGUAAACCUAACGCUGUCGACACAGUAGAAGGUUUGAAGAACCUAAGCUUAAAUCACAACAACAGAUCAUCUCUUACACACCAUGCUACCACUGAAAGUCUUGCUCAGAAAGCCACGACUACAGAGAAGAAAAUUUUGCAAGACCUUUGGUUAUGGACCAGUAAAAUUUACUUGAAGAUUGGAAUGUUGGAAGAGUCUGAGCAGUGCAUUGUGGAGGCUGAAUCUAUUUACGAGCCAAACGUCAAGACUUUCACUAUGUUGGGGUACUUGACUUCCAAGUCCAGAAAGUUCUUGUCUUUGCAAGAGUUGGAGAGAUCAAUUGAAAAAUUGAAUAAGGAUCCUCACAAUAAGAUCGAUUACGGCAACACAUUGUUGGGAUUGUGCAAGCUUUUCAUCAUCGACGAUGAAGCUGAGAGGUCUUUGUUUAUUUCCAGUAAGGACCGUGAUGCUGGAAUAAUAAGGUUGAAAAAUUGUCUUGAGGCAUACUCUUUAAGCUGGCCCUAUGGUGCCAACAAUCUGGAGGUAUGGUACUACUUGUCUAAAAUUUAUGAGAUUAUUGACGACAAAACCUUAUUGACCAAGAGCUUGUGGAAGUGUGUUGAGCUUGAAGAUUUCAGACCUGUUAGAGGAUACGAAAUUGCCGAUAGUUUCAAGUACUAA
Suhomyces tanzawaensis NRRL Y-17324 is the source of this 2850-nucleotide messenger RNA. RefSeq lists its product as uncharacterized. Gene Ontology annotation, molecular function: protein binding. The record is from RefSeq and is a predicted model, not a curated record. Bases 1 to 2850 code for a protein of 949 amino acids. The transcript is spliced from 2 exons. Lineage: Eukaryota; Fungi; Ascomycota; Pichiomycetes; Serinales; Debaryomycetaceae.